This is a messenger RNA of Nymphalis io (European peacock), 1339 nucleotides long. RefSeq names its product serine protease snake-like. Gene Ontology annotation, molecular function: serine-type endopeptidase activity. Bases 33 to 1076 code for a protein of 347 amino acids. Lineage: Eukaryota; Metazoa; Arthropoda; Insecta; Lepidoptera; Nymphalidae. The transcript is spliced from 8 exons. The record is from RefSeq and is a predicted model, not a curated record. Gene Ontology annotation, biological process: proteolysis.
GUCAGGACAGUGCAUUGAAUACCGUCUCUAUAAUGUUGUUCAACCUUUGUGUUGUGUUGAUUUUAAUAAUCGCUACCUCAGAAAUAGUUACUCCUUUUGGUCGAUUACGAUCCCAACCCUGCAAUCCUUCCAAGAAAUAUACUCCAAAAAUACCAAAUUAUGAUACGCAUAACUUAAGAAUAAGCGAACGCAAAUGCAAGGAGUAUCUAUGGAAAAUGGACGAACGGGAGCAAAUAAAAAAACAUUCAUGUAAUAAACGGUAUUUUGUAAUAAGAGGUCAAAGGACAAAGCCAUCAGAAUAUCCACAUAUGGGUGCCUUGGGUUGGAUGACUUUCGACAAGAGUUGGAUAUUUCUUUGCGGUUCUUCACUAAUCAGUGAAAAAUUUGUGUUAACUGCAGCUCAUUGUACGAAAACAAAAUCCGUUGCUGUAAAUCAUGCUCAUCCCAAAAUUGUUAGACUCGGAGUAACAGAUAUUUAUGAUUUAAGCUACGAAACUCCAGUCGACGUCGCGAUUAGAUCUAUAAGACGUCAUCCUCAAUAUGAUGGUCCAAAAAAAUAUUAUGAUAUUGCUCUUUUGGAACUCAAAACUGUGGUCGAAUUUACGAAAUUUGUCCACCCAGCUUGUCUGUUCAGCAAACCUGUUAUCAAUCCAGACAAGGAACUUACAGUUACUGGUUGGGGUGUUUUUGACAAAGGACAAAAGUUUUCACAUAAGCUUCUCUACGCAAAAUUGGACUUAUUCCAUCCAAAACUUUGUGAUGAUUCAGUUUUGAAAAAUAGAAAUUGGUGGGGAACGUUUAAUCAACAAUUGUGCGCUGGUAAGGCAGAUGGCAGCGUAGACACGUGCUUUGGUGAUUCAGGUGGUCCAUUACAAUACAAAUUAUAUGAAACAAAAAAAGAGGGCACCAUGCACAUGGUGGUUGGAAUAACAGCAUUUGGUUCAAGCAAAUGUGCUCUGAAGAAUAUUCCCGCUGUAUAUACUAAUGUAACUACUUUUAUAGAUUGGAUUGAAAAACAUGUAUGGCCAGAAGAAUGGGAUUAUAAAUUAUUCAGUCGUAUUGUUUUCCGAGAUUGAGUUAAGUAUUUCUGACGAUUUAAUUAAUAAAUAUUAAGAUGUAAAAGUACAUGUCAUAAAUACAAUGAUAUCAAAUUAAUACUUUAACUGACACUUAUUGUUCGCCAUUUUGAAUUUCCACGACUAUUUAAUUAUGAUCAUUAUAAUGUUUUUUAAGAAGCUGCGAAUGCGCAUGGAUCGUCUUUAAUAUGUUAUUUAUAAAUAUUUCCCCCCAUUCUGUUAUUUCGUAGUCAAAUGUGAAAUAAUUAAUUUUAAUAAUAAUA